GGAGCGGCUUCACUAAGUGGAGGAAAAUCCUGCCAUCGGGAUGAUAUUGAUCACAUAGCACAACCGAGUGACAAUUUGGGUUGGUAUUUUGGUUUUGUGUUUACAAAGUAGUCAGACCUUCUGGAAGCAAUGAGGCUCGCAUUUUGUGGUAACGACAAUGCUUCAGCCUAUAACAUCAGUGCUGGUGUCCUAAGAAAUGUCUGCUUUGUGGAUGCCCUCAACUUGGUUCCCCAUGUCUUCUUGCUAUUUAUCACCUUCCCAAUUUUGUUCAUUGGCUGGGGAAGCCAAAGCUCCAAAGUCCAGAUUCACCACAAUACCUGGCUGCACUUCCCUGGACACAACCUGCGGUGGAUCCUGACAUUCACCCUCCUGUUUGUACAUGUGUGUGAAAUAGCAGAGGGCAUAGUUUCCGAUACACAAAUGAAAUCUCGCCAUCUGCAUCUCUUUCUACCAGCUAUAAUGGGAUUUGUGGCUGCCACUGUAUCCAUAGUCUAUUACCACAAUAUUGAAACAUCUAACUUUCCAAAGUUACUGUUGGCUCUCUUUCUUUACUGGAUAAUGGCCUUUGUCACCAAAACGAUCAAGCUUGUCAGAUACUGCCAGGAUGGUGUGUCAUUUUCUCAACUGCGUUUCUGCAUCACUGGAAUUAUGGUCAUUCUCUAUGGGCUGCUGAUGGCUGUGGAGAUCAAUGUCAUUCGAGUUAGGAGGUAUGUUUUUUUCAUGAACCCUCAGAAAGUAAAGCCACCAGAGGAUCUACAGGACCUGGGGGUGAGGUUUCUGCAGCCAUUUGUCAAUUUGCUCUCAAAGGCGACUUACUGGUGGAUGAAUACUCUUAUUAUAUCUGCUCACAAGAAACCUGUGGACCUGAAGGCUAUUGGAAAGCUUCCAAUUGCAAUGAGAGCACUGACAAAUUACAUUUGUCUCAAAGAAGCAUAUGAGGAACAAAAGAAAAAGGUAGCAGACCAGCCCAAUCGGAGUCCCUCCAUAUGGUUAGCCAUGUACAGUGCUUUUGGACGACCAAUUCUCCUCAGCAGCACAUUCCGUUACUUGGCUGACUUGCUGGGUUUUGCUGGGCCAUUGUGCAUUUCUGGCAUUGUCCAGGGCUUCCAGAAUACAACCAAUAAUACAAAUACGACAGAAAAGGUGAAGGAUCCAUCAAAUUCAUAUCUUUCCUCAGAGGAAUUCCUCAGAAAUGUUUAUGUUUUGGCAGUUCUUCUUUUCCUGGCCCUUAUCUUGCAGAGGACAUUCCUGCAGGCAUCCUACUAUGUAACUACAGAAACUGGCAUCAACCUACGAGGUGCUUUACUGGCGAUGAUAUAUAAUAAGAUCCUGAGGCUUUCGACAUCCAACUUGUCCAUGGGAGAGAUGACACUGGGACAAAUCAAUAACUUGGUUGCCAUAGAAACAAAUCAAUUAAUGUGGUUCUUGUUCCUGUGCCCCAAUCUGUGGGCAAUGCCUGUUCAGAUAAUAAUGGGUGUGAUCCUACUCUACAAUUUACUUGGAAUGAGUGCAUUGGUCGGUGCCGCUGUCAUUGUACUGUUAGCUCCAAUACAGUACUUCAUAGCUACGAAGCUGGCUGAGGCUCAGAAGAGCACUCUCGACUAUUCUACUGAAAGAUUAAAGAAAACCAAUGAGAUACUAAAAGGCAUUAAGUUAUUAAAGCUGUAUGCCUGGGAGCACAUAUUUUGUACUAGCGUGGAAGAAACAAGAAUGAAGGAACUCACCAGUCUCAAAACCUUUGCGCUUCAUACAUCUCUUUCCAUUUUUAUGAAUGCGGCCAUACCAAUAGCUGCUGUUCUUGCAACCUUUGUGACUUACGCGUAUACCAAUGUCAAGCCGCUGCAGCCCGCCCAGGCCUUUGCAUCCCUCUCAUUGUUUCACAUCCUGGUCACACCGCUGUUCCUGCUCUCCACUGUGGUUCGUUUUGCAGUCAAGGCUAUCGUAAGUGUACAGAAGCUGAAUGAGUUUCUCCUGAGUGAUGAGAUUGGAGAUGACAGCUGGAGAGGUGGGGACAGCUCUGUAGCUUAUGAAUCCUGUAAGAAGCACACAGGACUUCACACCAAGGCCAUCAACAGGAGGCAGCCUUUGAGGUAUCAGCUUGAAAGCUAUGAACAGCCAACAAGGAAGCAAACACGUCCUGUGGAGAUAGAUGAUAUCGCAAUCAAGGUGACCAAUGGAUACUUUUCAUGGGGAAGUGGUUUAGCUACGUUGUCCAACAUAAACAUCAGAAUCCCAACAGGUCAGAUGACAAUGAUUGUGGGUCAGGUUGGCUGUGGCAAGUCUUCACUUCUCCUUGCUAUAUUGGGAGAGAUGCAGACGCUGGAGGGAAAAGUCCACUGGAGCAAUGUAAAUGAAACUGAACCUUCUUUUGAAGCAUCCAGAAGUAGAAACAGAUACUCAGUGGCUUAUGCAGCUCAGAAGCCGUGGCUGCUGAAUGCAACCGUGGAGGAGAACAUUAUCUUUGGGAGCCCAUUUAAUAAACAGAGGUAUAAAGCUGUUACAGAUGCGUGCUCGCUGCAGCCUGACAUUGACUUACUACCAUUUGGUGAUCAGACGGAAAUUGGAGAAAGGGGGAUUAAUUUAAGUGGCGGCCAACGACAGAGAAUCUGUGUAGCUCGAGCACUCUAUCAGAACACCAACAUUGUCUUCUUGGAUGACCCAUUCUCUGCGCUGGACAUUCACUUAAGUGAUCAUUUAAUGCAGGAAGGGAUUUUGAAGUUUCUGCAAGAAGACAAGAGGACUCUUGUUCUGGUGACACAUAAAUUACAAUACCUACCACAUGCCGACUGGAUCAUAGCAAUGAAGGAUGGAAUGGUGCUUAGAGAAGGGACACUAAAGGAUAUCCAAACCAAAGAUACUGAGCUAUAUGAACACUGGAAAACUUUGAUGAAUCGCCAAGAUCAAGAAUUGGAAAAGGAUAUGGAAGCUGACCAGACUACUCUUGAGAGAAAAACCCUUAGAAGGGCCAUGUACCCCAGAGAAUCCAAAUCACAACUGGAAGAUGAAGAUGAAGAGGAAGAAGAGGAAGAGGAUGAAGAUGAUAAUAUGUCAACUGUCUUGAGGCUCAGGACAAAGAUGCCGUGGAAAACCUGCUGGAGAUAUCUAACCUCUGGAGGAUUUUUCUUGCUCUUUCUGAUGAUUUUCUCAAAGUUGUUGAAGCACUCAGUUAUAGUGGCCAUAGAUUAUUGGCUUGCUACAUGGACAUCCAUGGACAAUGCAAAUGAAACUUAUCAUGUAGCUGUCUUCAGCACCCUCUCUGGAGCAGGGAUUGUCCUUUGCCUCAUCACAUCUCUGACUGUGGAGUGGAUGGGCCUCACAGCAGCCAAGAACCUACACCAUAAUCUCCUCAACAAAAUCAUCCUUGGACCAAUCAGGUUCUUCGAUAUGACUCCAUUGGGGCUAAUUCUAAAUCGCUUCUCUGCUGAUACAAAUAUCAUUGAUCAGCACAUUCCUCCUACGCUGGAGUCUCUUACUCGGUCCACCUUACUCUGCCUGUCAGCCAUUGGAAUGAUCUCCUAUGCCACUCCAUGGUUCCUUGUUGCCCUCGUGCCUCUUGGGAUAGCAUUUUAUUUCAUCCAGAAAUACUUCAGAGUUGCUUCCAAGGACCUCCAGGAACUUGAUGACAGCACCCAGCUACCUUUACUCUGUCACUUCUCUGAGACAGCUGAAGGCCUUACCACCAUUAGAGCGUUCAGGCACGAAGCCAGAUUUAAACAACGUAUGCUGGAACUAACGGACACGAACAACAUUGCCUACUUAUUUCUAUCGGCUGCCAACAGAUGGCUGGAGGUCAGGACGGAUUACCUUGGUGCUUGUAUAGUUCUGACUGCAGCUGUCACUUCCAUCACUGAAGGGCCUCACUCAGGGUUUGUGGGGCUAGGUCUCCUGUACGCUCUGACGAUAACCAACUAUUUGAACUGGGUGGUGAGGAAUCUGGCUGAUCUGGAGGUGCAGAUGGGUGCAGUAAAAAAAGUACACAGCUUCCUGAACAUGGAGUCGGAGAACUAUGAUGGCUACUUGGAUCCUUCUCAAGUCCCCAAAGACUGGCCCCAGGAGGGGGAAAUCAAGAUUGAAAAUUUGUGCGUUCGAUAUGAAAACAACCUGAAGCCUGUUCUUAAGCACGUUAAGGCGUAUAUCAAACCAGGACAAAAGGUUGGGAUCUGUGGUCGUACUGGCAGUGGCAAGUCAUCCCUGUCUUUGGCGUUCUUCAGAAUGGUGGACAUAUUCGAUGGGAGGAUAGUGAUUGACGGAAUAGACAUCAGCAAAUUGCCUCUUCAUACUCUCCGUUCCCGACUGUCCAUUAUUCUCCAGGAUCCAAUAUUGUUCAGUGGCUCCAUCCGCUUUAAUUUGGAUCCAGAAUGCAAAUGCACCGAUGAUAGGCUCUGGGAAGCUUUGGAGAUUGCUCAGUUGAAGAACAUGGUCAAGUCAUUGCCAGGAGGCCUUGAUGCAAUGGUCACAGAAGGAGGAGAGAACUUCAGUGUAGGGCAAAGGCAGCUCUUCUGUCUGGCCCGAGCCUUUGUCCGCAAAAGUAGCAUUCUCAUCAUGGAUGAAGCCACAGCUUCUAUUGACAUGGCCACAGAAAACAUUUUGCAGAAGGUUGUGAUGACUGCUUUUGCAGACCGCACAGUUGUGACAAUAGCGCAUCGGGUUCACACCAUCCUGACUGCAGACCUGGUCAUCGUCAUGAAGCGAGGGAACAUUUUAGAAUAUGAUACGCCUGAGAACCUACUUUCUCAAGAAGACGGCAUCUUUGCUUCAUUUGUCCGGGCUGACAUGUGAAGAAUCACAUGAUGCAUUUUAAUAGCUUAUUUUUAAACAAAUGAAAUGCAAAUAUUUUCUAUUCAAUGUAACAUCACUUUUACCUUUUUUUUUUUAAGCUUCUUUCUUCACACUUCCGUCUUCCAAAAUAAUAAAACCUAUUGCAAUACAUGUAUGCCUCAAAGCAAUAAAAAUGUCACUUCAUUCAAAAGCUAUUAAAUUUCACACACACACACACACACACGCACACACAGAGGCAGAAGUUUUUAUUUCCUGGGAAUUUGGCAUUUUCCCUAGACUUUUUAGUGACUUUAUUUUCUUUUAUAGAGAGCAAAAGAAUGCACUGUUCUUAUAAACUGCAUAUGUUAUGCUGGAACCGGCAAUCAAAUUGUGCAGUUUGUCAAGGAAAUGAGAGAUCCCCAGAAGCAUUCUGUCCCUGGAGGGGAAAAAUUAAAAAGAAAAAACAAAUCUAAACCCAUAACACUUGGGGCAAUCUGCUGCAUUCCAAAGGCAUAAACUUUGCUCUUCAAGUUGUAGUGGGGGAGCAGUGAAUGAGGGAAAGGAAUUUAAUCAGAAAUAAGGAAAUUCUUCCUGUCCUUCACUUUAGUUAGCACACUAUAGUUGUCACAGUACUAUUUUUCAGUGCAAUGGUGGCUUAUCCCUACAGUCAGUUCCUAAAUCCAUAUU
Messenger RNA from Haliaeetus leucocephalus (bald eagle), 5445 nucleotides. RefSeq names its product ATP-binding cassette, sub-family C (CFTR/MRP), member 9 (gene ABCC9). Bases 130 to 4779 code for a protein of 1549 amino acids. The transcript is spliced from 39 exons. Gene Ontology annotation, molecular function: ATP binding; ATP hydrolysis activity; sulfonylurea receptor activity. Gene Ontology annotation, cellular component: membrane. NCBI's taxonomy places the organism in Eukaryota, Metazoa, Chordata, Aves, Accipitriformes, Accipitridae. The record is from RefSeq and is a predicted model, not a curated record. Gene Ontology annotation, biological process: potassium ion transport; transmembrane transport.